AGCAGAUGGGAUUUAAAUGCUACACCAUGGGAUAGGUAUUUUACAAAGACUGGUUGUGAGCAGUCCUCACAGGAUCAAGCUGGUGGUCACCCAACGUGCCUGCAGUUCACAGCAAAUAUGACAGAGGCUGUCAAAACCUAUCAGUGGCAAUGCAUCGAAUGCAAAUCCUGUAGCCUCUGUGGAACUUCUGAGAAUGACGACCAGUUGCUCUUCUGUGAUGACUGUGACCGUGGUUACCAUAUGUAUUGCUUAAACCCACCAGUCUCUGAACCUCCAGAAGGAAGCUGGAGUUGUCACUUGUGUCAAGAACUACUCCAAGAGAGAGCAUCAGCUUUCUGCUAUCAGCCCUAGAUGAGAAUAAAGGAUUGGGCUUAUUCUUGAAUCUGUAGCACCAGCACACCAUGAUCAUCCAUCACAUAGGCUAUGUGUAACCAUAGACACGCUCUUGCCCUCAUGAAAGGAUGAACACUCAAAAAAGCAUCCAUAGCACUUGCUUCUCCAGGGUUACACUUCACCAAGAAUUGACCUCCUGGGUUCUACUAGAAGGAGCACAUCUUUGAGGCAAGGGGGAGGAUUCUAUGUUCCAAAUGGAUCAUUUUCCCCUGCAGUGCAUGAUUGCAGGUCUGUUGUAAUAGAUUCAUCUGUGUUAUGAUUAUAGCAUAAAGGAGAGCUGUUGUAACUGUUGGUGUUUAGGCAUUUAAAUUGUGUGGAUUGUGAUUCUGGUUUGAUUUGUCUUCUCUUUCCUUCAGAUAAAUCAGUAUUCGCCAUUCCUCAAACAGUCAUGUCCCCCUAAUUCCUAAUUAACAUGGGCAACAGCUGAAAACAAUGUGAGUUAGAUUCCCAACAUAUCCGGAGAACAUUUAGAUUAGUAUUAGAGUGCUUGGUGAUUGUUUGUGAUCUAGGGCUGUAGUGGGAUAUUAAACUUUACUUAUCAGAAAAGGUUCUAAUAGGAAAUUGCUGUUUACAAGUAAAUAUGUCACAUAAUAGUAUCUGGCUGUUUACAGUUCUAUAAUAAAAUCAAAAUAACCCUUCAUAAGGAAGCGUAUCCACAAUAUCUACCUUGAAACUUCUCCAAUGUCCUAAUAAUACAGAGAUAAAAUGGUGAUAUGACUUUGUUAUGUUAAUGCAGUGGUGACAUUCAAUUUUUUUAGUACUGGUUCUGUGGGUGUGGUGUGGCUUGGCGGGCAUGGCAGAGGAAGGUUACUG
Molecule: messenger RNA, 1206 nt
Organism: Thamnophis sirtalis
Lineage: Eukaryota; Metazoa; Chordata; Lepidosauria; Squamata; Natricidae
Source: RefSeq, a predicted model, not a curated record